Messenger RNA from Dreissena polymorpha, 1432 nucleotides. Its product is annotated as agrin-like. Gene Ontology annotation, molecular function: laminin binding. NCBI's taxonomy places the organism in Eukaryota, Metazoa, Mollusca, Bivalvia, Myida, Dreissenidae. Bases 383 to 1432 code for a protein of 349 amino acids. The record is from RefSeq and is a predicted model, not a curated record. The transcript is spliced from 5 exons. Gene Ontology annotation, biological process: cell differentiation; multicellular organism development; receptor clustering.
UCGUAAUUUAAUGGUUGUCGAUUAAACAAGUUACCGACUGAUAUCUUAAACAGAAUGUUUAUUUUGGUACACCUUUCGGCUCUCGAAACAGCUUUAGGUAUAGCAUAUAUUAAAAUUUAUUAGUACCUCACAAAUCGGAUAUGCAGCGCUGUAAAAGUUAGGACGUGCGAUGGCGACAGGAUUAUUUAUUCAUCGCGAUAGUGAAUCCUUAAUUUUAUGUAGCCUGUGUGUUUUAAUAUCAUUCAUAGCCGGUCUUAUAUUUAUCUGAAGAGUGUUCAACUUUGAAUCUAGGGUCGUGAACCAUCGUUUGGAUAUUAUAUUUCUUAUACCUAGUUCUGCUAAUUUUAUAGUUCAUUCUUUUCAGGAUACGUAUUUUUUAAAUAUGUUUCAUAAGCAAGUGACUUGCAUUAUGUGUUUAAAGUGGAGUUUGCUAUUUUUCAUUCAAUUUGACAUAACUGUAAUUGUCAGUUGUUAUUGUGGUGGUAAGUCUUUAGAAAGAAUCGAAAACACAGCUAGUAUUGUAAUUUCGGGACACGUGAAAGAGAUAUUAGAUGAAAGGUACGAAGGGUAUGCAGCACACAUUGAAGUGAAACGAGUUUUCAAAGGAAAUGACUUAGUAAAUAAAGUUGUUAAUAGCAGUGAAAAUCAACUUUCACUCGACGUUCCCCAGAAAAUACUUUUCAGUGAAAACUACAAUAAAAUCUUACUCGUCUCCGGAUUUCGACUUUCGAAUGAUUCUGACUGCCAAAGCCAUAUUAAGAAAGGAGACACUCGGAUAUUUUUCUUGGAACAUACGACGACCCCCGACCAUGCAUUGAAUCUCAUUCCGCCAAUAGUGGCAAUGUCUAUGUAUUACAUUCAGAGGAUUAACGCCGCUAUUAAAGAUGUGCCGUUUGACGUCCCACCACCUACAAAAUCCCCAUGCCUCGGUUAUUUCUGUGCCUUCCACGCCACCUGUUUGGUAAAUGAAACAACGCAAACACCGUACUGCAAAUGUCUCGAAUCAUGUGUCGACAGUCUGGAGUUUCCGGUAUGCGGUUCAGACGGACGAACGUACGCGAGUUCCUGUCACAUUGAGCUACACAGCUGUACCUCACAGCGACGCAUCAAACUGCAGUAUGAAGGACCUUGCAACGAUCCGUGUGACGGAAUCAAGUGCGAGGGCAACCAAGUGUGCAAACUGGAUAGGGAUCGGAAGCCGUCGUGUUCCUGUGAGAGCAACUGCCCCGCCGUGGUGUCGCACGUAUGCGGUAGUGAUGGACAGACGUAUAGCAACGACUGUCUACUGAAGAAACAGGCGUGCACCAGUGGCCGAGAAUUACUGGUCGUUUAUGAUGGCAAAUGUAGAGGAGCCAACAGUCUGGACCAUAUUGGAAAACACCGAGAAGUCCCCGUUAACACCUCCCUUCACCAGCGAAAAAGAACUCAUUAA